This is a messenger RNA of Carcharodon carcharias (great white shark), 1942 nucleotides long. RefSeq names its product collagen alpha-1(XXIII) chain-like. Bases 415 to 1644 code for a protein of 409 amino acids. The record is from RefSeq and is a predicted model, not a curated record. Lineage: Eukaryota; Metazoa; Chordata; Chondrichthyes; Lamniformes; Lamnidae. The transcript has 20 exons.
UAACGUUUUCAUUUAUGGGAGUUGGCUUUGCAUCAGUAAAUACCCUAAAUCUGGCCAGAGGGAACGAGAGGUGGGUAAUCUGUUGCAGCAUUUAUUCUAAACAUUGGCUAAUCGCAGGCAUGUCGUUUAUUGUCGGGACUUGACUCACUUUCAAACUUUCUGUUUAAAAACGACAUUGGAUUUAAUAUGCAAAGAAUACAGUCUGCAGCAAAACAACACCGAUAGACAAACAGAAACAAAACUGCGAAGCAAUCGUGAGAAUUUUGCACAAAGUGUCAGAAAAUUUGAUUUUACAGAAUUAUUUCUAUUUCUGAUUGGUUUUUCCAACAAGAGGAUUUGUUUAGUUUUGGGUAGCUUUUUUUUUAAACCUGAAAAACAUUUCCCUUUGCAACUAGUGUUGCCGAAUUCUGAAAGAUGGGCAAGAAUUAUCAGUCACCCAAGGUUGGGAAAAGUAAAAAAGAAAUGAUGCCACCAUCAAAUCCUUUAACGUGCUUAAGGACACUGCCAACAGUGGUCAGUUUACUGUUAUCAGUCACUUCUGUUGUGUUUUGCCUACUGCUAAAUGUUAAAACGGCAGUGUUGCAAGACAGAGUAAAGCUGUUGGAAAAUCAAAAAGGAAGCAUUUCACUGCAAGCAAUACGAGAGAUUUUAUGGGACGAUGCAAGUUUACUGCCCGUGCUACAGAAAAGAAUCGACCAACUUCAAGAGGAAUUAACUGAUGGAGUGGCAAAAAUCAGGACAGUUAGAGAAGCUACAUCUGAAUGUCUUUGUCCACCAGGUCCCCCUGGAAAACGAGGCAAAACAGGAAGAAGAGGAGUCAUUGGAUUCCCUGGGGCACCAGGAAGAGAUGGUUAUCCGGGCCCUCUUGGAUUGGAUGGAAAGCCAGGCCAACCUGGACCAAAAGGAGAAAAGGGUGAUCUAGGUCAUUCUGGACCACCUGGUCUAACAGGUCCUGCAGGUCCACCAGGAGACCCAGGAAAGGAUGGUGCACGGGGAGUUCCAGGCGCAACAGUCCAGUACAAAGAUUUGCAGGGAGAAAAAGGCAUUGCGGGUCCCCAGGGAUUACAGGGAUUAGUAGGAUUAAAGGGUGAACCUGGAAAGAAAGGUGAAAAGGGGCGUGCAGGACUGAAUGGUCCAAAAGGUGAACAAGGAAUAACAGGGAUAAUAGACUAUGAUGGAAAAAUUCAAGAGGCGCUACAGGGUAUAAUUGGUCCUAAAGGGGACUCAGGAAUCCCAGGAGUCCCAGGAAUUCCAGGACAAAAAGGUGAAAAAGGAGAUAUCGGUUUCUCUGGUCUACCUGGUGAACCAGGACUGAAUGGUGAUAAAGGUGAAAAGGGUGAUGCCAGUAGAAAAGGUGAUAGAGGUAGUCCUGGAUUACAGGGAAAUCCUGGUUCCAUAGGUCUUACAGGUCUACCUGGUCAAAAGGGAGAAAAGGGUAAACCUGGUGAACCAGGAUUAGAUGGUUUCCCAGGUCUGAGGGGACUGAAAGGAGACAGAGGUGAAAAAGGAGACAAGGGGGAGAGAAGUUACCCAGGUAAAAAAGGAAGCAAAGGACAGAAGGGAGAACAAGGUCCCCCUGGAUUAGAUCAGCCUUGUCCAGUGGGUCCAGAUGGUCUGCCGAUUCCAGGAUGUUGGCACAAGUGAUUCCGAACCAACAAGCAAGGAGUGUGUACAUAAUGAUGAUAUAUUUUGUCCUUCAACAUUUGUAAAGAAACUCAGCUGAUAAUAUAUGAAGCCUUGCACAUCUGGCAAGGACGGAGGUGUAUGGUACAAAAUAUUAUUCUCGAACUUAGACCAGCAAUCUGGACUCAGAAAUAACUAAAUAAGCUACAGUUGUGGAAUUGAAUUAUACUGAUAGCUAUUUCUGCUGCUGUACAUUACCAGAGAUGUAACCUUGUCAACAACCCAUUUAUUCACCUAGCCAUAAAUUGAUGAUGUCAUA